Phragmites australis (common reed) is the source of this 786-nucleotide messenger RNA. Its product is annotated as eukaryotic translation initiation factor 1A-like. The transcript has a single exon. Gene Ontology annotation, molecular function: translation initiation factor activity; RNA binding. The coding region runs from base 110 to 544 and encodes 144 amino acids. NCBI's taxonomy places the organism in Eukaryota, Viridiplantae, Streptophyta, Magnoliopsida, Poales, Poaceae. Gene Ontology annotation, biological process: translational initiation. The record is from RefSeq and is a predicted model, not a curated record. Gene Ontology annotation, cellular component: cytoplasm.
CUUCCCACAUAAACGCACAGCCGCAAGCCCAAACCAACCCCACAAACCGCAAACCCGUAGCACCACCGCCCCCCAUCUCGAUCUCGCGGUUCCGUCUCCGCGUCCGAAGAUGCCGAAGAACAAAGGUAAGGGAGGCAAGAACCGGAAGCGGGGCAAGAACGAGGCCGACGACGACAAGCGCGAGCUGGUGUUCAAGGAGGACGGGCAGGAGUACGCGCAGGUCACCCGGAUGCUCGGCAACGGGCGGUGCGAGGCCAUCUGCGUCGACGGCACGCGCCGCCUCUGCCACAUCCGGGGCAAGAUGCACAAGAAGGUCUGGAUCGCGGCCGGGGACAUUGUCCUCGUCGGCCUCCGCGACUACCAGGAUGACAAGGCCGACGUCAUCCUCAAGUACAUGAACGACGAGGCCAGGCUGCUCAAGGCCUACGGGGAGCUCCCCGAGACGCUCAGGCUCAACGAGGGCGUUGACGUCGACGGGCCCGAGGGAGAGGACGGCGACAACGACUACAUCCAGUUCGAGGACGAGGACAUCGACAAGAUCUAAGCUUUCUUGCUUUUCCCAAUUACUUAAUAUGACUUCUAUCUUGUUCAACUCUAGUAUUAUGGUGCUGUGGUGGGCUGGCUGUGAUGGAUUGGUACUACUGCCAGCACAAUCCUGUGAUGCGAUGAGAUAUGGUUUGUAGGUCAGAGAUUGUUAAAUAAUCCCGGAUUAAUUUCGUUUCAAUCUAGUACAUGCUGUUAGAACGUUCUAUUCUGGUAAUGUUAUUAUUGUCGUCGAUUGUGUUC